AAUAAAAAGAUUCCGAAGAAACAAACGUUCGUUGCAUGCACUUUCUUGCGGUGGUAGAAUCAGGCCGUCUGGACGUUUUUGGCUGAAAAAGCAGUAUUCAAUUCAGUAUUGAUGGUGAAACUGUGAGCUGCUUUCUAUCAUUUCCAUAAAGUGCCUUAGAAAUAGAAUUAUGUCGCAGCUAAAUAAGGAAAAUAGAAAACUAUUCCUGCAACCGCCAGUCAACGGAAAACUACAGGCAAGUGGCAGUGCAACAACAACCGGUACUUUUACAUCCCGGUCAUUGAAACCGAUAAAUCCGUCCGGUAGUGGCGCGGCAUCCGAGUCCAAGCCACAAAAUGUGUUCAAGCUACCACCUCCGCCAAGUGCUGCCGUUAAAAAGGAACAACCGAAAACCUUCACAAAGCCGCAGAUUAGUGUCCCACAGUCAAAGGAAGAUCCACAGUUCAAAGUCCCCACUGCACCAUCAGUGACAGGUAAACCAAGAUCAGAAGGGCAGAAACCUAUCACCGGUUCUUCAACAGCAACGCAGGGACAGCAGCAACAGCAAUCGGCCACCUCAACCGGGGCACCGAACAAAGAGAAAAAGAGCUGGACCCUGAGCAACUUCGAUAUAGGGCGACCGUUGGGUCGGGGCAAGUUCGGAAACGUCUAUCUGGCUCGCGAGAAGGAAACCAAAUAUGUUAUCGCCCUGAAGGUCUUGUUCAAGAAGGAAGUCCACGCCCAGGGAAUCGAACAUCAGGUACGCCGUGAAAUUGAGAUCCAAUCCCAUCUGAGACACCCGAACAUCCUCCGGAUGUACGGCUAUUUCCACGAUGAAACUAGAAUCUAUCUAAUUCUGGAAUACGCACCCGGUGGAACACUGUUCAGCAAGCUGCAAACGCAGCCAGGGAACAAAUUCCCGGAAGAACAGUGUGCAGUCUACGUCAAUAUGCUGGUGUCGGCUUUGAUCUAUCUCCACGAGCGGAACGUCAUCCACAGGGACAUCAAGCCGGAGAACCUCCUGUUGGGCCACGGAGGAGAGCUGAAAAUCGCGGACUUUGGAUGGUCUGUUCACGAGCCUACCUCUACUCGGACCACACUUUGCGGAACGUUGGACUACCUUUCACCGGAAAUGGUCCAGGGGCAUCCCCACACGAAAAAUGUCGAUCUCUGGAGUUUGGGAGUGCUAGCGUACGAGCUGCUGGUGGGGCGAGCACCUUUCCACGCUACCAGCUAUGAUGAAACCUACAAUAAGAUUAUGAAGGUACGCUACGUGAUUCCUCCGGAAAUGUCCCGGCCAGCAGCUCAUCUGAUUUCGCGGCUGCUGGUGAGACAACCGGAGCAGCGCAUACCACUGGAACAGGUGGCCAACCAUCCCUGGAUCAAGCUGCACGUCGGCUCGAAGUAGUACGAGGAUAUGCGUUUUUAUAAGCGGUAGUAUUUUGUGUUCUCUUAUUGCCAUUUGAGUUGUCCCAUUCGAGUGAGAGGUGAUUGUCUUAGUUCUUUUAAACUGGUCUACGAAUUAUUUCGAGAGAAACGACUUAUGAGUGAGUACUCUAAUGUAUUUUGAGCGUUAAAUAAUGUAAUAAAGCAUAAUAGUAAGAAAAUUA
This is a messenger RNA of Aedes aegypti (yellow fever mosquito), 1589 nucleotides long. It is a transcript of the gene aurA, whose product is annotated as aurora kinase C. The record is from RefSeq and is a predicted model, not a curated record. Gene Ontology annotation, biological process: regulation of cytokinesis; mitotic spindle organization; protein phosphorylation. Gene Ontology annotation, molecular function: protein kinase activity; ATP binding. Bases 170 to 1387 code for a protein of 405 amino acids. The transcript is spliced from 3 exons. Lineage: Eukaryota; Metazoa; Arthropoda; Insecta; Diptera; Culicidae. Gene Ontology annotation, cellular component: spindle pole centrosome; spindle microtubule; chromosome passenger complex.